This is a messenger RNA of Bombyx mandarina (wild silkworm), 4539 nucleotides long. RefSeq names its product gamma-tubulin complex component 6 (gene Grip163). Gene Ontology annotation, molecular function: gamma-tubulin binding; microtubule minus-end binding. Gene Ontology annotation, cellular component: microtubule organizing center; gamma-tubulin complex; spindle pole. NCBI's taxonomy places the organism in Eukaryota, Metazoa, Arthropoda, Insecta, Lepidoptera, Bombycidae. The record is from RefSeq and is a predicted model, not a curated record. Gene Ontology annotation, biological process: meiotic cell cycle; cytoplasmic microtubule organization; spindle assembly.
UAUUUCAGGAUCCACUGAUCCUGUUAAUAUCAUCAGAUCACCCCACAGUUAAAACUUGCGCGAACUUCGAAGAACUAGAACGUCAACAGCAAAUGUUGGACGUGUACCGCACUAGGUGUCUGUUCGUAUGCGGAGACCCGGUUACCUUCGAACAGAUCAUGCUAAAGAGAGACGCUGAAAGGAAAGCGUUUACCGAGAUGGCUUCUCUGAAACAAGCCGAAACCAUGGAGAAAAUCGUUGCUGAACGAAAACGUCUAGCACAGUUGAUAGUAGCAGAAAAGCAGCAUUCCCUCCGAGUGCUCGAGGCAGCUAUGGCUGAAGCGAAAGCUGCUAAAAGAAAAGCCCAGCGCCCGGAAAAAGUGCUCAGUGAAUUAGAAGUAGCAGCAGAUAAGGCCGCCGAAGAGGUAGAUUCUAAACUUAGAGACGAUGAAAGGGACAAAAUAAUGGAGUAUUAUUCGAAAUUGAAUAUGGAGGUUGAAAAAAGUAAAAUGCACACCGAAUGGAAAAUCAAACGUUUGCAAUUAGAUCAAAGCAGAAUGCAGCUGCUCUCUACCGAAGAGAGAAAUUUAAAACGAGAAAAAUUAGAGUUGGAGCAUCAGAAGAACGAAGAAAUCAUGGCUAUGUCAAUACAGAGCUUCGACCCUAAAUCCGAAGACGAGAUAGAAAGUAAAGUUGAUGAUAAGAAUGUCGAAGAUAAAAUGUCUAUAUCCACCAAUUCAGUGACUAUGCUAGAAAUCGAUGAAAGUCCUCAACCAACUGAAUUCACUCAGAAUAAAAUGAAAUCUCAAACGUCUAGUGAUGUAUUCAACGCUAUUUGUAACGUCGCAAAGAGCUUUUUCGGUGUCACGAAACGGGACGAUAGCAAAAAUGAUGAUAAUACAAAGGAAUUGGAUUCCCAAGGCAAUGUUGUUUCCGAAAUUAAUUCAAACAGUGCAAGGAAACAUCAGUACGAUGAACAUCAAUUGGCCGAAAAUAAUUUGCAGUAUAUAAAGUCACGGCAGGAAGCCUUUUUGAACAAACAGAAAGUUAUGGCUCACGAAUUCGGCCAAACGGAUAACGAGAAUAACCAAUUGAAUGAUCCUCCACUGAUCAAUGUCAUUACUGUGGACGAAGAAAAUAAUAUACAAGAUGAUUCGCGCGCUUUCGUUGAAGCGAAACGUAAUAAAUUAAAAGUUCUCGGAACCGAAUUCGGAAUGAAGCCAGACGAGAAAGUUAUUAAUACAGGACCAAGAACGGACGCUCAAAGGGAAGCCCUGAUAAACAAGCAGAAAGUGUUAGGCGUUGAAUAUAAUUUGCCGGCCGAAGUAUUUCACAAACGCGAACCAGCAAACGUAGCUCAAGAGGAGGCCCUGCGUAACAGAACUAAAGUGCUGACAUCGGACCAGGAAGCGAACAAACCGAUCAGUCCAAAACGCGAAGCCACCAAACGAUCCGGCCUCACAUUGAAUUUGAAACCUUACAUUGAAACUGUUAAAGUUCAGAACGUUUCUACACCUAAUCUAGGAUCUAUAACUCCCGGAGAUCUAUUUCCUCGUCUUGAUUUAGAAACACCGACCACAGCGGACAUACCGCCAGAAGGGCCGAUGACUGGCGACGUUUUCACACCCCGAAGUGACGGAAAAGACCUAGAAACUACUGGAAUAAAAUGCAAAGUUGAUAAAGAAUUUAUCACUUCAGAAGGGUUUAACUUCCCUGUACUAGAUGACGAGUCUGUCGGGCCGGAGAAUACUAGCGAUGGACAAACUGAGGAAUUUGUGGAAACCUCUCCGACUAAAGGGACGGAUAUCGAAGUCGAAAGUAUCAAAAACAAAUAUUCAUUUUUCAACAUACUCGAUGGUUCCUAUGAUCUCGAUGAUUUUGAUCCUUUUGGUGUGAAAGAGUUAACGAAAUAUUCAAAAGAUCCUUUCACUAGUAAAAUGGAUUUAGAAAUGAAAAGCUCAAGCUACACCCACCCUGCUCUUAUAAUGGAGGAAGUGAAAAAGAAACCAUAUUCGAAUAUAUUUUUGACCCGCUCCGAUGCCAAACAUAAUGACGCCAGUAACAUAUCAUGUGAUAACAUAGCAACACUGACAGCGUGCCUGCAACGUUCUGUAAUGUUGCCACUAACGUACCAGCUAGAAGUCGUUAAUAAUUCUAUUUUGACGUACUUCUUGGUCAAUCUGGACAUAUACGAGCAUUUGAGGAGUUUGAAGGAUUACUUCUUUCUGAUGGACGGUGAAUUUUCUCGGAGCAUAUGUCACAAUCUGUUUAGUAAAUUAUCGAAGACGUUAAAUCCCCAGGAGCUUUUGAAUUUUGCCACGUUACACAAUAUCUUGGACAAGGCACUCGGUUCGUCUAUAUCUCAUAUUCAUAAAUUUUCCGAGAACGUUUCGUUUACAAUAACCGAAUCUCCUCUAAGUUUCCAACACAGCUCCCCCGACGUACUCCAAUGCUUGUCCUUGACGUAUACGGUCACGUGGCCGCUGAACAUUAUCCUGUCCCAAGAGGCAUUGUUGCGCUACGCCAAAGUCUUCCAGUUUUUGGUCAAAAUGAGGAGGAUAUCCUGGGUGCUCGGAGAAGAUUUUGAGAAUCUGAAACUGGCCGUGAAACUUUCGCGGGAGCACUCCCGGAGGCUGUUGCGUUCGCCUCACUACAUCUCGAUACAAAUUUACCGGCACAUAAUGGCGUCCAUGGUCCGCGCGCUCGACAACUACAUCGUGGCGACGUGCAUCUUGUCCUCGUGGACCGAAUUCGAGAAUGAUUUGAAGAAAGCGAGAACUCUAGACGACCUAUACGAAUGUCAUGUCGUUUACAUAAAAAAAGUUUUGUUCAGAUGUCUACUGAACAACAGGUCGACGCCCGUAAUGAAGUUGUUGAAUGAUAUGUUUACGGUUAUCCUCAAGUUUAGCAGAGUAUUAAAGGCGGGGGAAUGGCAGGAAAACAAUUCGAACGCAUAUUUCACGCACUCCAGUUUCGUACAGCUCGAAGAAUUGUUCCAUUUGUUCGAGAAACUAGCGAAAUAUCUUCACAAAGUGGUCACCAAGUUAAUGGAGUGCGGGUAUCAAAGGCACCUCGUGGAACUACUCAUUAUGACCAACCUGAACGGAUAUUACAACUCUGAUAAGCCCAAUAACACGACAGUUCAGUCCACGUAGUGCAUUUUGGUUAUUAACGAAUCUACCCACACUAAUGUGAUUUAGCAAAACGCACCCUAUGACUAAAAAGUGAAGGCUCAUAAUCGCUCGGAAUGCUGUUGUAAUUAACCUGCAUUAAAAAAGAGUUCGUUGUUCGGGUCAAGGUACAUGAUUAGAGUUUUCUCAAAAGCACAACAAGACUGUUGAUUCGUAAAAAGACUGUGUUUUUUGUAUUUAAUUCAUAAGAAAAAUGUAUGUUCCAAACUGACAGACCACUCUUGAUAUGUCCUUGUUAAACGCGUUGAUAGCUUGUCGAGGAGUCUCUGGUUGGGUUGAAAGCUUUUUUUAUGGUCCUGGAUCGGUCGACAAGUUCACGACUUCAGAAUCAUCAUUAUCAGUCCGCUGACGUUGGCUGCUAGAUACAGACGUCCCACAGGCUUCACCUAUCCGUGGUGCAUACGAGUAAGUACGAGUAAGUAAGAGUGCUUUACCGAGUGCCACUUGAAAUCCUUUGGCCUAUGUUGGUGACCUUGGCUCUCUUGUGAAUCUCUUCCUGAUCGGAUUUCGCAGGGUAACUCCAGCUUUUUUCUAUAUUGGCCUUUAGGUGACGGUAUGCCUUCUGAUAAACCCUUCCGUGAGCGACCAUGCCAUUAAUGGCAAGUCACACGAUGCACCUGAUAUUAACACUAAUCAUACCAACACUUACUGGUACUUAUUUCUACCAUAGCAGGUAGACAGCGGUAUGCGACAAAUAUUACUCAAAAUAAACAAAACAAUACCAAAAAAAUAGUAUAAUAAUUGUAGAUUAAGAAAGAAAAAGUCAUGAAAUGAAAUGUGCCAAAGCAGAUGAUGCGUGCAUUUUUAAUGAAAAAGUUCAAAAUUGGUCAUUUGACCCGUUAUGGUAUGUUCAAUGUUAAAUGGUUACCAUAGACAGGAUAUGAGAACGUCUAUAUAGUAAAUGCUACUAAUUAAUUACCUUGAGAUAUGAAGUCCUAUUCUCAACUCUAUAACGACAGUAUAUUUCGAACUGGAACGCAUGAUUUCUUCGCGGCAGAUAAAGGUAGGACGCCUAAAAACGUGAGAGAAUUUCUCGUGUAAAAAAUCUAAGACUUUUUUGGUGAUAUUAUUUUAUGAGUUAGUAAUGUAAUGUGCUGGCGUGCUCUCUAUAUAAUAAUUAAAUUAGAUCUAAUAUAAGUUUGCCACCAAACAAACCAAACUCUGGUUGCAAAUAGAUUAUUACAGUUUUGCUUUAAUUGUUAAAAGAAACUUGGUGUUGCUAUGAAUCUUAUAUAAAGUUAGUCUUAAUUAGUUAAAUUAGUUGAUUAAACAAAAAAGAGCAUGUAGUUAGUAGGUGCUCUGCCGUGUUUCGGUUCAAGAUUUUCAAAACUAAUCUUGGAAAAAACUAACAAUUUUAACAAAACAAUAA